GGAAUAAAGAGCCAGAUAGUGUUGGUGGCAGCAGCUGUUCUAGACCUCACGUUGCUCUCACUGUUAAAUAUUUCAUACUAAUUUUAGUUCAUAUGCGAGAAUGCCUCCCAAAAAUGCCCAGAAAGGAGGAGCGACUCAGUCUAAAAAAACGGACCAGAAGAAAAAGGAGAAAAUAAUUGAGGACAAAACUUUUGGCCUCAAGAACAAGAAGGGAGCAAAGCAGCAGAAGUUCAUCCAGCAGGUGCAGCACCAAGUUAAACAUGGGGGUAAUAAGACUGCCAGGGAACUUGAGAAGGAGAAAGAAAACCAGUUGAAAAAGAAGGACGACAAGUUUAAGGAACUUGCUGAGAUUAAUGCCAUCUUUAAACCUGUUCAACAAACUGCUAGUAAAGGUGGUGACCCAAAAUCAGUGCUGUGUGCAUUCUUCAAGCAGGGUCAGUGCACUAAAGGUGGAAAGUGCAAAUUCUCACAUGAUCUUAAUAUAGAACGAAAGAGUGAAAAGCGCAGUGCCUAUGUUGAUGUAAGAGAUAAGGAUGAGACAAGUGCAGACUGGGAUGAGGCAACACUUUUAGAUGUUGUGGAGAAGAAGCAUGGAAAAGAAAAAUUAAAACCCUCAACAGAAAUUGUUUGCAAGUAUUUUUUGGAUGCUGUGGAAAAUGGCAAAUAUGGUUGGUUCUGGGAUUGUCCAAAUGGAACUGCGUGUAUUUAUCGCCAUGCUCUGCCUCCAGGUUUUGUAGUAAAGAAGGAUCGCAAGAAAAUGGAGAAACAGAAAGAAGAAAUUAGUUUGGAAGACCUCGUAGAACGUGAGCGAGCUGCCUUGGGUCACGACACAACUAAAGUUACAUUAGAGACAUUCUUAGCGUGGAAGAAGAGGAAACUAAAAGAGAAGGAAGAUAAAGAGAAAAGAGACUCGGAAAAGAAGAAGAGAGACUUUUAUUCGGGAAAAGAAUUUGGCCUAUCUGGUCGUGAAAUGUUUACUUUUAAUCCUGACCUGGCAAUGGGAGAAGAUGACUUUGAAGAGGAUGAAGAGUCUUUCGAUGUAUGCAACAUUGAGAAUGACACCGAAGAUACUGAAGAACUGAAAAUAGAGUACAAGGAAAUCAAUAUCAACGAGUUGCUAUCGGAAUACCAGGAAAUUGAAACAUCAAACGUAUCUAUAGCUAAUCCUGAUAGAUUACAGCAGCUUCAAGAAGAAAUUGCAUUAGAUGCAGCUAAAACAGCGGCAGCGGCAGCAGCAAUAGAUGCAGGAGCUGUUGGGGGUGUACCAGAUGGUGCCGUUGGAGGGGCUGAUGCAGCAGCUGUAGAUAUUGAUGAAGAAUUGUUUGAUGGAGACGAUGAAGACCUUGAUGAGUUAGAUGAACAACUAGAAGAGAUGACUGUUUCUUAGAGGUGGUUUAUUAUCUUGAGGGCACAGAUUGAGCCAUGACCCUUUGGCUGAAUUGCCCACCAUACUUGGCAAUGCAGUCAUCAUCUUACGGCAUAUAAAAAUUUUAAUAUUGUAUAGAUUAAAUUGUUCUUGUGAUAUGAUCUGGAAUGGAUCUAAAUUCUAAUAUAUCAUUGAACAAUGUUUUAACUGUAUCUAUCUAUCCAUCUGUAUACUUCAUUCAUCAUAAUAAAUCUUUGCACAUACACAGUUCAUUAUAAUAGAAGACAUAAACUUAAACUCAAGUUAUACCUGGCAUUAUUCUAUGAGUUAAUGUGCCUGUAAAAUCUCUGCUACUCCAGUAUAUCAUCUUUGGCUGUCUAUCACAAAUUCUAUUACACAGUCACAAAAGUCACACACAAAUCUUGCAUUUUACAGCAAAACAUAGUCAAUAAAAAGAUAUUGACCACACUGCUGUGCGUAACAAUAUGAAACCAUGUGAAAACUGUAAAUGUACAGUACCCUUGGUUACCGGCAUCAGUAGUUAUCGCUUAUUUUCUAUUCCACCGCCCCUGGGGUGGCUGAUACUUAUUUUACUGACUGUACAAUACAUGUAUUACCAUGUUUCAGCAUCACAGUUCUUAUCAUUUCAUCAACAUUCAGUUAGCACAACUGAUAGGUACCUCAUAAAGUUAAUCAGUGAUUUACAGAUGCCCUGUACAAAACUUGGCCCCACUGAUGUUAAUAUAGCAUUUUCAUACAGUACAGUAAUAGAACCUUGAAUGUAUGGGACAUGGAACCGUGAUAUAGUGUUAAUUGUCAUUAUUAGAAAACGGCUAAUAUUACAUAGUUUUAUAUAUAUAUAUAUAUAUAUAUAUAUAUAUAUAUAUAUAUAUAUAUAUAUAUAUAUAUAUAUAUAUAUAUAUAUAUAUAUAUAUAUAUAUAUAUAUAUAUAUUUUAUUCAGGAAAACAUGGAGAUGGAUGGGAAGGAACUCCAUUAUAAUUAUUACAAUUAUCUCAAGGUUAAAAGAACUCCCGUUUACUUAAUUUAUACCGUUAUGUGUUCUACAAUACCUAACAGACAGUUAUUGAAGACAUCACAGCCAGAAGUAUAUGGAUACAUCUAUAUUUACAAAGCUUAUGUUAAAAGCCUCCUCAACGUUGAGAUCAUAGUACUUGAAGGAUGGAGUUGAAGGUGAAACUCCUGCAGUCAGCAUGAGACUGAAACAUUUGAGAUAGUAAUGAUUUUUAAUACAUAUAUACAUUGCCUUCAACAUUUAUGUGCAUUGAAAAUAGGUCUAACAUGUUAAGUCAUGAAUGAAGAAAAAAAUUUUUGACCAGACUUUGAAAAUACAGUACUUUGUUAAAAUGCUUACCACUGACUUUUGUCUGUCAGUGUGGAGCUUGAAAUGUCUCCCAGUGAGGACGACAUGCUUGUUCAGAAUCUCCUAAAGCAGUGGUUCCCAAACUUUCACACAAUGCCCCCUCUUGCUUUUUACCAAACCCUUAUGUCCCCCCCCCCUCCCCCCAUUUUUAAAAUAUAUUUGAUCAACUUUUAAUAAAUUUUACACCUUGUACUCAUAUUUACAUUACUUUCAAGAUCAACUAACUCGUAAUUAUUUUAUCCAUAUACCUCAUGCAUGUGAGAAAGAUUGAAAUCUAAGAAAAUAUUAAUGAUGCACAUUUUAUAAAGAAAAAAAGGUUAUCAAUAUAUAUAUGUUUUUCAGUCUCAACCCCUCCCCCCUUGUACCAACCUUGUGCCUCACAGUUUGGGAAUCACAGUCUUAAAGGUAUGGACACAGAAUGUUAUUUCUAUACACAAAAUACGAGUACGUAAAAUAAACAUAUUGUAUUCAAGCUUUAUUUUAUAAAACACCUGGACACAAGUUUUUCUUAUUCUUUAUAUGGAAGUAACAGCCACCUUGUUUGUACAGUUGCUACUGCAUUAAAUUCUUUUAGUUUACAACAUGUUGGGAACUCCUGGUAUAUAGUGAAGUCUUUCAUCAUAUCUCUUGAGGAUUAAACACUAAAAGUUUCCUUAUUUUCCGUGGAGGUCAAUUUAUCUGUAAUUUCUUUACUAUGAAUGAAGAGCAAACGGAGAAAACAGUUGGAUCACAUAGAUAAGUUAUCAUCAUUGCUGCAGUACUCUAAUUGGCUCAUAAUGCUUGCUCUCAGUGCAGAUUUUCCACUAUCCUAUCCUUGGUUUGUAUCUUACAUUUGCUUGUAUCAAGCUCAUAUGACUUCUCUUCUUCUUUUGAUAAUGCUGUAAAAAUACCUUCAGAAUGGUGGAUUGUUAAGGUUAUGCAAGCAACUGUUGAAUGCUAUUAUGUUGCACAUUUGCUUCUGUACAUUUCAUCAAUUGUGGAAGGUUACCAUUGUGAUGGUAACCAUUUGUGUCUUAUAGAAGGUAUAACUUUCAAUGCAGAUGAACUUUAACCUGACAUUUAUCUUACCUAGAUGCAAGAAGUGGUGGAGCUGUUUAUCCUGUUUGAGAAAUAAAUGCCACACAAUACUGA
Messenger RNA from Homarus americanus (American lobster), 3879 nucleotides. Its product is annotated as zinc finger CCCH domain-containing protein 15 homolog. The transcript has 9 exons. The coding region runs from base 101 to 1387 and encodes 428 amino acids. The record is from RefSeq and is a predicted model, not a curated record. Gene Ontology annotation, cellular component: cytosol. NCBI's taxonomy places the organism in Eukaryota, Metazoa, Arthropoda, Malacostraca, Decapoda, Nephropidae. Gene Ontology annotation, molecular function: mRNA binding; metal ion binding. Gene Ontology annotation, biological process: cytoplasmic translation.